Propithecus coquereli (Coquerel's sifaka) is the source of this 2946-nucleotide messenger RNA. It is a transcript of the gene CEP162, whose product is annotated as centrosomal protein 162kDa. Lineage: Eukaryota; Metazoa; Chordata; Mammalia; Primates; Indriidae. The transcript is spliced from 17 exons. The record is from RefSeq and is a predicted model, not a curated record. Gene Ontology annotation, biological process: cilium assembly. The coding region runs from base 1 to 2946 and encodes 981 amino acids. Gene Ontology annotation, cellular component: centrosome; centriole; axonemal microtubule.
AUGGCUCACUAUUCCAAAGAAGAGAUGGAUGAAGAGUUUGAACAGUUUAUGAAAGAGCUUUCAGAUGAUUCUUUUGAAAAUUCAAACACAACACCUAGACAGACUAAAAAAGAAAUGAAGAAGAAAGAUGCAGUGCCUUGGUGGAUAACAGAAGAUGAUUUUGAAGAUGGUGAAAAUUACAGUGAUGAUUUUGAAGAUGAAGAGGAUAUUGACACACCUUUGACUACUAAAGAUGAAAAGACUCAUUGCAAAGGGAAUCUCAAAUCAGAAAAAAUAAAUGCACCCAAACAGGUAUACAUCAAUUAUAUAUUUGACAGUGUUUCUUAUGGACAAAGCAAUAGUGACAUUGAAGCCCUACAUCAGGCUUAUUGUCAUAUAGCCCAUUCUUUGGAAGAUGCAGAGGAACAAAGAAUUGAGAGUAAUGUGAUGGAAAAUAUCAAGAGUUCAGUGAAAGAUCAUCCUCAAGAAAAUGAAGAGUCUUCAAAAAACAUCUCUACUACUGAAUCAGAUCUGCCCACAGUAGAAGAGCUGAUGAAACCUAUCAAAAUCGAUUCCUUUGGGGUCAGUGGUUUUGAUUUACAACCUGUCAGCUCUAAGAAAGUGGCUGAUAGUAAAGAAAAUGAAUUUGUUAGCCCUUUACCUCUUAAUAUGAACCCAAAUGUUAUGUCUCAAGACCCACAACAUGUGAACCAAUUUUUGGACAAAAAUGAUCAGAAGGUGAUUUUACAAAAGACAACAAAUGAGGGUAUGGAAAAUAGCCAUCCAAGAGUACCUGCUACAGAAGAACAUAUUGAUAAAAUGUACCUUGAUAUUCUGAGGAAAAAAACAUCUGUUAAUCCUUCAUUAUUAAUUCAGGAUGACAAAAUUAAUAAAACUUAUAGAUCUCAACUCAGUUCUGGAGAAGAAGGGACUGUAGUUGGCAAACAGGCAUCGUACAAGAAGGUCAGAAGUGCACCUCCUUUACUUAAAAGGAAACCCCAGAGUGGAUUAUAUGCAUCAGUCAGGAGCUCCGGCUAUGGCAAACCCAGUUCACCACUCAACUUGUCUACUCUUGAAAAGAAAACUUCAAAGGAUGUUAUAAAAAGCAAAAAUUUGAGAUCCAUACCCACCUCAAGUCAAGCUAGGAAAAAAGAUUUCUGCAUUUUCUCAAAGUUAAGUAGCUUUGAAGAAACAAACAAAAAACAAAGGUGGUUACAUUUUGGAGAAACAACGGAUCCUGUCACUGGAGAAAAAUUGAAGCAAAUCCAAAAGGAAAUACAAGAACAAGAGACGCUUCUUCAAGGAUAUCAACAGGAAAAUGAAAGACUGUACUAUCAAGUGAAAGAUCUCCAAGAACAAAACAAGAAAAAUGAGGAGCGAAUGUUUAAGGAAAACCAAAGUUUAUUCAGUGAAUUAGCUUCCUUAAAAGAACAGAUGCAAAAAAGUCGUUCCCUAUCUCAAGCAGUUGAAGAUUCAGAGCCCACCAGAAACCAGAGUUUUACAGAUCUGUUAACAGAACUACGGGUGGCACAGAAAGAAAAAAACAGUUUAUUGGAAGACAUCAAAAGACUGAAACAAGACAAACAAGCUCUUGAAGUAGACUUGGAAAAAAUGAAGAAAGAGAGGAUUGAGAAACUGAAAGCUGAAUCUGGGAAUCCAUCUAUUCAGCAGAAGAUACGCUUAAAAGAUAAAGCAGUUGAUGCCAAAAAAAUUCAGGACCUGGAGCGACAAAUUCAGUAUGAACAGAGACUAGAGGAGCAGGAGCAGCUACUUUCCUACAAAUUGAAGGAAGCACCCCAGAACCAACGUGACAGCUCCUCCAGGGUUAAAACAUUAGAGAAGGAACUCAACGACAUUAAGGAAGGCCAUCAGAUCACUGUAAGAAACCUUGAAGCUGAAAUAGACAUUCUUAAACAUCAGAAUGCCGAAUUAGAACUCAAGAAAAAUAAUAAAGAUGACAAAGAUUUUCAGUCUAUAGAAUUCCAGGUGGAACAGGCACAUGCUAAAGCUAAACUGGUAAGACUCAAUGAAGAACUGGCUGCAAAAAAGAGAGAAAUACAAGACCUUUCAAAAACUGUGGAAAGGCUUCAGAAGGAAAGAAGAAUGAUGCUGUCUAAUCAGAACUCUAAGGGCAGAGAGGAUAUGUCUGCCAAAAAGGCAAAGAAAGAUGUUUUGCACCCAAGUAAAGUAAAUGCUAACUCAUACCCUGGAACCCUGGACAGCAAGCUUUACCAACCACAUACUUUUACUGAUUCUCAUAUUUCAGAGGUUUUACAAGAAAACUACAGAUUGAAAAAUGAGCUAGAGGGAUUAAUUUUGGAGAGGGAUGAGUUGAAGAUGAAAUCUGAAGCAGCAGUGAACCAAUUUGAAAACUCCAUGAAAAGGGUCAAGGAAGAUAGUGCGGCACACAUUGCAUCCCUCAAAGCAUUUCAUCAGAGAGAAGUAGAGAAACUCCUUUGCCAAAAUGCAGUAGAAAAUUCUUCUUCCAAAAUAGCUGAACUGAAUCGUAAAAUAGCAACUCAAGAGGUACUUAUAAAACAUUUCCAAAGUCAAGUUAAUGAGCUGCAACGUAAACAAGCAUCUCUUGAACUUUCUGAAGUUCGAGAAGAAAUCCUACAAAAACAGAUUACAAAACUAUUAGAAGAAUUGAAAAAAGCCAAGGAAAACCAUACUCCAGAGAUGAAACAUUUCAUGGGCCUAGAAAAGAAAAUUGAACAUAUGGAAAUGAGACAUGAGCAAAGAGAACAGGAACUUAAACAGAUAAUACAGCAAACACAACAAGUAGUAGAAACCGAGCAAAACAAAGAAAUUGAGAAAUGGAAAAGACUCGCACAGUUAAAGAAUCGCGAGGUGGACAAGUUUCGCACAGAAUUAGACUCAAUAUUAGAUGUUCUACGAGAGCUGCACCGGCAGUGGGUGGUUGUGCCAGUUGCUUUUGCAGAUGAACUGAAUGCACCAGAGUACUAG